ACCAUAGUUGAAAAUGCCCAUAAAUUAAAGAGGUUAACUUCAACCAAUAAAGAAAUAUCAAAAUCUUUACUAAUAGAAACUGUAUUGACUGAAUCCAUUGGGAAGAUUGGUAAAGUUCCGAAGAAAAUAGAUCCACUAUCAUGUGAAUUUAAACAAGGUGACUACAUUUAUGGUUACGUAUUAGUAACCAACAAGACUAACGAGGAUAUUCCAUUUGAUAUGUUUUCGGUCAUUCUUGAAGGAUGUGCUAUAUUCAAUAGUAAUAGAAAUAAUAUCGUGUCUCAAAAUUCUCAUGUCGUUAGAUUCUUAACUAUGUUUGAUUUUAAUGCAUCUUGGAAUGAUGCCAAUCUUGAUAGAUUGAUUACUGAUCAUAAUAAUCCUUAUGUACCUUCGAAUGCUCUUGAUCCGGUGGAUAACACUUACGUUCAAUUAAAUCAUAAGAAAAUAUUUCAACCAAACGUCACAUAUAAAAAAUUCUUUACAUUUAAAUUACCUGAAAAAUUACUUGAUUGUACUUGUUAUCAUGGAUUCGUCAAGCAUUUACAAUUACCACCAACAUUAGGGAUCUCAAGAUAUGAAAUAAUAACGAAUUUAAGACGAAAGUGGAAAUCUAAAGAUAAUGAACCACCUAAUCCUAUUUUAGAUCCCGAUCAUCCUUCUUAUAGAUUUGCUUCUUUGGCUAAUGAUUUUGCUCCUACUGAUUCUUCCAUAAGUUAUAGUAUAAGUGCUAGAGUCAUUGGUAAAGCUUCUGAUUAUAAAUCUUUAUGUAAGCAACAAAUAAUAAAUGCCAAUGAAGAUGAGUAUGUGGUAGCUAAUGAAGAUUAUUGUUAUUUGAGAGUUAUACCGUCUACAAAUUCAAUAUUUGAACUUAAUCGUUCUAUGAUUGAUGAAGAAGCUAAACUGUUUUAUAUUAAUUUGAAACAAAGAAUAGAAGAAAAAUUAGAAUUAGGAAAACAAUUAUCCUCGAUUCCACUUGAAGAAAGACUUUCAGGUCCAACUCCUCCUCCAUUAGAACCAACUGCUAGUGCAUUAGAAAUUUCAAAGAUGGAGCAGUCAUAUUAUUCUAAAAUCAGGAAAGCAAAUGGUCAUCAUAAUAAUGGGUUUUAUGAAGUGUUUUUACCUCAUAGAAAAAAAGUUGUAUUUGGACCUUCAAAAGUAUUAGGGUUGAUUGCAUUCACAACUCGGAAAACUACAUAUAGAGUGGAUUAUACUUCAUUAUCAAAAUUUAACACCACGAAUAAGCCUUUACUGUCUGGAUCUAAGAUAAGUAUACCAUUGGAAAUUACUUAUGUUCCUACUGGUUCAUCAUUGAAUAAUAUACCCGAAUUUAAAAAGAUCACGGUUGAUUUAAUGAUAUUAACCAUCAAGUCAAAGAGAUUACCUAUACCGUUGGUAUUCUUACCAGAAAUGUUAUUUGAGAAUUCUCAAAAGGAAUCAGAUAAUUUUGAUGUGAUUACUAUUAAAAGAUUUCAAAAGUACGCUAUGGAUCUUUCCAAAUUACUUAAAGAAUUCGGUGAAUCAUUACAAGUUGAAAAAGAUCUUAUUUAUGAUCUCAAAUGUUUAGCUAAUUUAUCCACCAAAUAUGAUGUAUUAAAAUUACCGAACGUUUCAUAUAGUGCUCCUGAUUCGAAUGUUAAUAACACAUUGCUUUCUUCAAUCCCAUGGCAGAAAGAAAAUUUGCAUUCAUCUUCAGAACUGAGUGUACGUCAUUUCAAAAAGUUCAACUUAAAUCUAGAUAUUGCUGAUGCCAUACCAGCACCUUCCUCCACACCAGGUUCAAGUGAGUUCUGUUUAGUUCCAGAUUUCCAAUUUUGUUGUUUAUCAAGGUUAUAUUAUUUGAAAUUAACUUUGAAAACACAAGCAAAUGAAAAGAUUAAUUUACAUGUUCCCUUAGUACUCCAAAGAUCUAACGGAAAGCAGUAAACUUGUAUAAAGCAUAUAAUAGAAUAGAAAUUUAUAGAUACAUGUAGAUAUAGAUAAUAUUAGUGUUAACGUAUUUUCUUUUUUUGCAA
Scheffersomyces coipomensis is the source of this 2012-nucleotide messenger RNA. RefSeq lists its product as uncharacterized. The record is from RefSeq and is a predicted model, not a curated record. Gene Ontology annotation, molecular function: ubiquitin-ubiquitin ligase activity. The transcript has a single exon. Lineage: Eukaryota; Fungi; Ascomycota; Pichiomycetes; Serinales; Debaryomycetaceae. The coding region runs from base 220 to 1923 and encodes 567 amino acids. Gene Ontology annotation, cellular component: ubiquitin ligase complex. Gene Ontology annotation, biological process: protein monoubiquitination; protein polyubiquitination.